Messenger RNA from Ostrea edulis (European flat oyster), 2804 nucleotides. RefSeq lists its product as uncharacterized. The record is from RefSeq and is a predicted model, not a curated record. Lineage: Eukaryota; Metazoa; Mollusca; Bivalvia; Ostreida; Ostreidae. The transcript has 9 exons. The coding region runs from base 795 to 2690 and encodes 631 amino acids.
ACAAGUGACUUCGGGUCGUCAUUUUCAACUACACGUACAUUACUGGUAAGGACAUGUCCAGCUGAAAGAAAAACAAGCAAGUGUAGGAGGAUUUUGUUUAAGUUGGAUCUACUAGUACAUCUAGGCACUAUAAAGUUUGUAAUCAUCAAGAUUAGAUGCAAUAGUAUAAAUAUAUUUGUAGUAAAUACAAUGUGUAGACUUGAAUUGAAAUAGGAUGGGAUUUUUAUGACCGACAAAGUUGCUUAUGUUGCCGACAUCUUUUCCUUUGGUUUAAAAAAAUGACGGUGUAAUUCGGAAGGAUUAUUAUCCGUAACACCAGGUGUUUUAAAGAGCAUCUUAAAGGUAAUUCAUACGUCCGAAGUGGUAAAAUGUAUGACAAUCAAUACUUUUCAGCAGAUAUCGAAGCCUAUAACAAUUGUGUUAUUGUGACACAAAUUCUGCUUUCGAUCAUUGCACCAGCACCGACACACACGACGGAAAAGCCCCGAAAGAGGAACAUUGAUAAAUUAGUUACUUAGGCUCAGGUGAGCAAGAACAUGAACAUACCCACUUAUCUUUUAUUUGGAGGCUUUUGUUUUCGAUUAAGAGUGAAAGGAAAAAUAGUAUUACUAUACACUUGCAAUUGCUCUCUCUCUCUCUCUCUCUCUCUCACCAAACAUUAUACAAUGUACAUCGAAUCAAGAAAGUCAUAGACAGAUAAUAUAAGGCAGAUGUCGAAGAACGGUAGAUAAAAGGUCACUAUUCAGAUAAGGACUUCUCGGGAAUCAUUCCAUUAAAUCGUGCUUCCUAUUUUGAUGAUCUUUAAAAUGGUCUUCACUGGGUGCAAUAACGUGUGGGUGACUUUAUUUGUAACAACAUUGUUCAUCAUUGGAGAUGCGUUUGCUGCAACAAAUUUGACUACAACAAUCAAUGCGUUAUUCCAUAAAUUACAAAAUAUGCAGACAACAACGUACAACCCAGCGGUGCCGCCAUUGAUAUGGGCAAAGUUUCCGGGAGUCUACGAAAGUGACGUCAAAAUGUAUUUCCACGGAGCUCCGGUUGAUUCUACCCUUCGGUAUUCCUUUGGAGUUUUCGACAAUAACAUGUUCGCGACAGCAUGGGUAACAACUUCUCUCUUAGAAGCAUAUAAAUAUGGAAAAGCACCGAAACCAACCGCAGAGAUGCUGGAUUUAUCCAUCGAUUUCAUCAUGGAUCAUCGUAAUAAAAAUCUCAACUACACAAACUCCAUAAUGGCAUUCUGGCCCCAAAUAUUCAACGAGCAAGCAAAGGGGUACGUGAGCACACCAGUGAAUUUACUGGAUCUUUUCAACUCCACCUACCUCAUAGACUGGGACCCGGUCUACAAAGAGCUUGACAAAUUAGGACUUCACCACGUUACCGAAACCAUAAAACGACUUCUGGCAACGAGGGAAGGUUACAAGCGCGUAUUUCAGAUUCCUCCUGACUUUGACGACACGUCCGUGAAUCUGGGCUUGGGUUCUCUCCUGAAGGACUUUAUUUCGGACUUUCCAAACUCCGCUGUGUUGUGGCAGUCUAGGAACGCCAACCUCUCCUCCAUAUUUAACGCCCUGAAGCAUUAUGCCUAUAGACCGAUGUCAAACGACACGAGAGUGAACACGAUAGAUACCCGAACGUACUUCUACAUGAGGCGAUUUCUGGAGGACGUAAAGGCUAAAAAUCAGAGUCUGUCUUUAGUCACAACUUGGGUUCAGGACUUCAAUGAUUUGAAAACUCAGUACUACCACGGUGUGAUAACCCCCAGUGACGUCAACAACGUUGACGUCACGGUGUCAGCCAACGCUCUGUAUGGAAUCACCAACAGCAUUCUGUCUGGACUGGCUACAACAGAGGUUCUGGAGGAUCCAGAAAUCCAGCAACUAUACCUGAAUACAUCGACCAUGAUCGCCUUCCAGAUCAACACCAAUUUUUCCUCUCGUCCAGAUCUCGCGUUGACAUACUAUCCCUCUGUCAAUGAAUUCUACUGGUUCGUUGCAAGGACGUACGCGCAACUAACUCGACGUCAUCGGGGUGGUGGACUGCCUCAUCCCGCAAUGAACAUCGUGAUGGGGGAACUUCGACAGGCUCUGUGUGAAACUAUGACAACCACUGUAACCAAGGAAGCCAUUUUUAACACCUCUACAAUGGCGUAUUUUGAAGAUUUCUUGGGAAACGGAGAUUAUGACAAAGACGGUCAUCCAGUGAAAUAUGGCGAAGAUAGACUAUUUACAACAUCAAUGGCAGUUAACGCACUGAUAACCACUUGGACCUACUAUAACGAUAAAACAGAACACCUCCAUUGGGACGAAAAUACCCCCGCUGAUGUGAAGAAAGUUGUCGCAGCGUCUGUAAACUUCCUGAACGAAUAUGUUCUCGGCGAGGAAUAUAAACCUUGGAACAUGUUUUUCUCCGGGUCCUUCAAAGGAUUUGGGACGUCAUGGUCUCAGUACCCCGCAAAUCGUAACAGUCAUAUCAACGGAACCAAAAUUCACAUCCGGGGUAUGGAGGGCGUGGCUGUCGAAUCCUGGUAUGACCAGCAGCUUAAAUCUCUAAAGACGCCCACGAUUUUCCAUGGUUACAACAGUGACCCCUCCUACUUCCCGUUCUGGAGCUCGGAAUCCUAUACGUACGUCACCACCAUGCUCGCAUUGUCUACUUUCAACAACAUUGCUGACAGCAACCAGUCUGUUUAGAAAUAGAUUUACAGUUCCGUCACCUACAGUUCUCCCACUAAACAUUAGUUUUAAUUUUUGAUACUGACCUACUUUGGAAUAAAAUGAAAGAAAAAUAACUUUCAUUUCAUUUUG